Molecule: messenger RNA, 1601 nt
Organism: Trichoplusia ni (cabbage looper)
Lineage: Eukaryota; Metazoa; Arthropoda; Insecta; Lepidoptera; Noctuidae
Product: guanine deaminase-like
Biological process (GO): guanine catabolic process
Cellular component (GO): cytosol
Molecular function (GO): guanine deaminase activity; zinc ion binding
Source: RefSeq, a predicted model, not a curated record
AACACAAAUACCGCAAAAAGUUCUAUUUGUAGUGUUGUUGUCUUGUCACAGUUGCCAUCCGUGAUAACGAUAAGCUAAUGUUUUGAAACUUUUAUCAAUACAAUUACAAAGUUUCAAACUUUUGCCCCUAUUAUAUAAUAAUACUUCUUCGUUUAUACUUCAGCCGUUGUGUUAAACACUUUAUAGAAAUGGGCAAGAAAAAUAUUGUUUUUGUUGGAAUAUUAGCCAGUUCGGAUUUUAGAAAACUGAAAAUUAACUAUGGAUAUAUUGCAAUUGAACAGGGAAAGGUAAGUAAAUAUAAAGGAUCCAUCAAAGAGUUUGAAAGACUAGCGGAGUCUGGACAUUUUCAGGCUACCAAAUUUAAACUAAGUGCCAAUCAAUUUAUAAUACCUGGUUUUGUGGAUUGUCACACACAUGCGCCACAAUUUCCGAACAUUGGUCUAGGAUUGGACCGGCCUCUUUUAGAAUGGCUGGCAAAAUACACUUUCCCCUUGGAAAAGAGAUAUAAGGACACUGAGUUUGCGGCAAAGGUCUACGACCAAGUUGUGCAAAGAUUACUAAGAAAUGGUACCACAACGGCAUGUUACUUUGGAUCCUUGCAUGUUGAUGGUACUCUUGAGCUUGUGAAGAGUGCCAUAAAACACCACCAGAGGGCGAUUGGUAAAGUGAGCAUGAACAAAGAAAAUGAUGCUGGCUAUUAUAAUAAUACUAAACAAGAGUUGGCUGAUGUCGAAACAUUUGUAAAGAGUGUUAUCUCUUAUCAGAAUGAACUUGUUGAACCGGUAGUGACACCUAGGUUUGCAGUGAGUUGUGAUAAAGAAUUGAUGGAUGGACUGUCAGAAAUAGCCAACAAGUAUAACAGCAAAAUACAGAGCCACAUAUCAGAAAAUCUCUCGGAAAUCGAAUAUGUAUUGCAGACUAACCCCGAUUGCAAGAGUUAUGGUGAUGUGUAUAAUAAGAGUCAGAUAUUAAAUAAUAGGUGUAUAAUGGCGCAUGCAGUUCAUCUGACAGAUGAGGAGCUUACCUUGCUAUCAGCGAAAGGCGUGUCAGUGGCUCAUUGUCCAGCUUCCAAUACCAGGCUCAAGUCAGGAUUGUGCCCGGUCAGAAGAAUUAUCGAUUCUAAUAUCACUGUUGGAUUGGGAACAGACGUGGCUGGGGGUGACAACGCAUCGAUUUUGGAUGCUAUCAGAAGGACUAUGGACGUCUCCACAUGUCUAGAGAUGCAAGGAAGACCUAAGUACUCCUUGAAUUGGAGAGAGGCCUUCUACCUAGCUACCUUAGGAGGCGCUCAAGCCCUAAACCUCGGUGACAGGAUAGGCAACUUCGAUGUCGGCAAAGACUUUGAUGCGUUGCUAGUAGACGUCUACGCGAAGGGUUCACAAAUUGACCAGUUUGCUGGGGCUCUGGAGAAGACAGAUGAUGAACACGCUGUAGAAUUGCUGGAGAAGUUCAUAUUUCUCGGAGAUGACAGGAAUAUCGUCCAGGUGUAUGUCAAAGGUAAUUUAGUUAAGGAUACUUUGUAAAUGUGUAAAAAUAAUUAUGUGUAAAGAGGAACUAAUUUACUAAGGAUAUAUUUUUAUAAUAAAAUGUUUAUAUAUUUU